Acomys russatus (golden spiny mouse) is the source of this 1713-nucleotide messenger RNA. RefSeq lists its product as uncharacterized. The transcript has 6 exons. The record is from RefSeq and is a predicted model, not a curated record. The coding region runs from base 221 to 1711 and encodes 496 amino acids. NCBI's taxonomy places the organism in Eukaryota, Metazoa, Chordata, Mammalia, Rodentia, Muridae.
GUGACCUGGCUCUUAGUUCUCCAUUUCAAGUUGUAGCUUUCUUUCUUAAAUCUUCUGCUUACAUUUUUUCAUUCUUUCCUAGGAUACCAAGGCUGAUGGUUUCAUAUACCUACCAGAAUUCCGAAUUGAUUUAGCUCCACAUUGCAGAAGAGACCAUGCUUUCCAAGCCACCCAUGCAAGAAUCAAGGAUUUCUACUUUGCUGGUACAUGCUUGGAUGAGAUGAACUAUUGGGUUUGUCAGACGUUGCAGUUAGCAUUUGGGUCCUCCUUUGGAGAUGCAGCUGUGAAUGCAGAAUACAGACGUAUGAGUGCUAUGCUUUAUGCAAAAUGUCUUAUGGCAUUAAAGAGAAACUUCCCUGUGAUUUGGUGUAACUACUGCGAAGAAGCAACUACCAUUGUUUCCAUGAAUCCAAACUUCCAAUACAGACGUCCUCAAAAUAUUUCUGAUGAGUUCAUUUAUUUCCGUCCUAUUAAUGCGGAAAUUCCGGAAAGGGACAGAAAACAAAAACAACAGAAUCCAACAUUGACCUCCCAGCAAUCAACCCGUGAAGGUAUUCAUCAGAGGGACUUGGGGCUUAUGAGUCAGGUGGUCAUGGUUACCACCCCCCCACUGACUAACGAGUUAGAAAGCACUGCCCUUGUAAAACCAAAAACUUCAGGGCUUCUUCGCAUAGAGAAAAUAUCAAUUAAGUCUCCAGGGGUUCCAGAAUUUCAACGCUUAGACGUUACAGGAAUUGCCAGUCCAGAGGAAAGGGGGAAAGGCACCGCAAUACUUGUUGCCGGUGUGCCUGGAAAGGAGGAGCUAGAUGAUACAGAAAUUCCAACUUUGCAAUUCACUGGGUUUGUUCACCUGGAAGCUUUAAUAAAUAAAUCUUCACCAUCCUCAGAAUACAGUCGCCCAGGAACCCCAAGAAAUCUAUGGAUGGAAUCUCCAGAAAAUGCAGAGUCCCCGGGAAGUGAUGAUAUGGAAGUAGCAAGAAGCAUGUAUCCUUUUAGAGAAAGAUCCAUCUUUCGGCGUUCCUGGGCAGAGCUCUUAGAGGCACCACUAAACAGUGAGGGGCUCCAUAUUCUCCAAACUGUCCCCAAUAAUCAAGACAGAGAUAUGGGUUUCAACAAAUUAACAUCAGAAGAAGAGAAUCAAGUAUCCACGUGUCCUAAGGAUCAACAUUUCCAGGCUUUGCAAGGCCCUUUCCCCUUGUUGCCAGAGCGCCCUAAGCUCCAGAGGCAGCGCAGUCGUAGCUUACCAAGAUACAGUGAAGUCAGAGGCAAAUACUUAAAUACACCUGAAUUCGAAGUAGACACAGAAGAAACUCGGUUCUCCGCACAUGACCAUAAUUUGCUAACAGAAGAAAACAUCAAGAAAAGAUACAACAUGGAGGGAGCUUGGCAAAAAGAAAUCCCGCCACUUUCUGGACAUCUUUCCAUCAAGCCAAAAUUCAACAAUUCUGCAAUUCGAGGAAACAAUGGAAUUGCUGAGGAUAAUUCUGCACGUCCCAGAGGCAAUGGUAGAAUCCCCAAGAAUAAUGUCAAUACUAUCCCCAUGGUUAAUGUUGGAAUUCCCAUAGAUAAUCCUCAAGUUCCUAGAGGCAAUGCUGAAGAUCCCAGAGGCAGCGGGUUUGGAGGUCACAUGGGGAACAGUGGUAGAAUUUCUAGACGUAUGGUGUCUUCUCCACUUAUUGAGCUCUCAAAGAUAGGUGAACACCGGUUAUAAAA